AUCUCUCAUUACCCUCUCAAACCUCAAAGCACACCCUCCCACUCACUCACUACCUAAGUAACUAACAUGCGCACGAUUGAACAUUAUCGUUCAGCUUCCGUUGCUAAAAUGAGCAUGGUGCGUGAUUCGCCCGCUUACUUAGCCUGAUUUCAUCUUCUUUCUCCCUUUAUAAAAAAAAAGGAACCGUCUUUUGGCUCAGUUCCUCUCCUUUUCUCUCUUGUUUCAGAUUUCUUUAGCUGAGAUUGAAAGAUUCUUUAUAUCCGAGUGAUGCAGAGAUCAAUUAUUGACAACAAGAACCAAUGUCUUCUGACAUAAGCUAAACUCUCUUCUUACAACCUCUUUCUCUCUCUCUCUCUCUCUCUCUGCUUCCUUUUCCUCUCUCUUCUCCUUGUAAAGUUUUGAACUUUAGUUCGUGAACUAGAAAUGGCGGCAGCUCAAGGCAACAGAUCUAUCUCGCUGGUUCUGUUUCCAACUGUUUGAAAGUCUGGUUCUUUGGACAGAGGCUAGGGUUGUUAAAUUAGAUUCCUUUUGGGCUUUUUGGGGGAAAAGGAAUGGGUAAGAGGCAAAUCUCACAGGAUGAAGUAGGACCGCCGAUAAAUCCAAGAGCUGGAUUACGAAGAGAACAAGCUGGAAGAGGUUCAUACAGGGGUAGUUAGUCACUUUGUAGCUUACCCGAAGGUCAAAAAGGUUUUUUUUUUUUUUUUUUUUUUUUUUUUUUUGUGUUUGGGUAGACAAGGACUGUCUUGUUUCGAACUUAUAAAAGAAUCAAGGGAAAGGGUUUUGUGUUUUUAUUUGUCCGGAGAGUUCUCAUCUCUCUUUGUCUCCCUUGAGUCGGACAUUAGUGAAGAGGGGGAGGGGGUUUGGUUUUUGCCCUUUAGAAUGGGUUCUACUUCUCAAGAGAUACUGAGGAGUCUUUGCUCCAACACGGAGUGGAAGUAUGCUGUGUUCUGGAAACUUAACCAUCCAUCUCGAAUGGUACUUACCUUGGAGGAUGCUUACUAUGACAAUCAUGGGCACUACAACUCACCAAAAAACAUGCAUGGAGCACAUGACCCACUGGGUUUAGCUUUGGCGAAGAUGGCUUAUCAUGUCUAUUCUCUAGGGGAAGGGAUUGUAGGACAUGUUGCGGUUUCUGGAGAACAUCAGUGGGUAUUCCCUGAUUAUUAUGACAACUGGUACUCAGCCUCAGAGUUUCAUAACGUUUGGGAGAGUCAAAUAUCUGCUGCAAUCAAGACCAUUCUUGUAGUACCUGUUGGUCCCUGUGGUGUUGUGCAGCUAGGCUCUUUGCUUAAAGUUGAUGAAGAUGUGACAUUGGUGAAUCAUAUCAAACACAUGUUUUUGGCACUCAAGGAUCCACUGCCAGAUCAUGAAGAAAAUUUAGUGCAAUGUAAUAUGAACAAUUCGUUUUAUCUGCCAAAAUUACCUUCUGAAUGUUCGCAUGUUGAGGCUUUCCCUAACUGCUCUGGGGAAGUUGGCAAAGCUAUGGACGUGGAAGAGUCAAGUUUUCUAACUCAAUAUCCUAAUUUACAUCCGUAUUUGAAGAAUCAUGUGCUCAACAACACAAGCUCAUCUACUUUAGCAAUUGACACUGAAAGAUUGAUAACAGAUCAGUCAUAUCCAGGCCUGGACUCAACUUUUCAUACUUUAUCGACUGAUAACGAAAAGUCAAGUCGAUUUGAUGCUUUGAUCUCAUCUGGAUAUAAUUUCCCUGGCAGCGAGCUGUUAGAGGCAUUAGGCUCUGGUUUCAAGCAAACGAGCAGAGGUCUCGAGGAGCUAGUGAAGUCUGAACAUGGCUCAGCAACAAGACCAACAGAUGAUAAUAUGAGUCAUAGCCAGCUUACGUUUGACUCUGCCCCUGAGAAUCUUUUAGAUGCUGUGGUUGCUAAUGUUUGUCAUAGCGAAGGCAAUGCCAGAGAUGAUAUCUUCUCGAGCAAAUCUGUACAGUCAUUUCUUACCAGCAUGGAAAUGGCAGAACCCUCAGGUCAAAACAAGCAUAUUGUUAGUAACCCAAAUGAUAGAGCUAUGAAUCAGCCACUAGUAGAGGUGGAUACUCAACAGAAUCCGUCAGAUAUCUGUGGAGCAUUUUCUUCCAUUGGGUUCUCAUCAACGUGUCCCAGCUCCUCUAGUGAUCACUUUCAGACAUCCCUGGAGAUGCCUAAGAAGAACAAAAGGAGGGCUAAACCUGGUGAAAGUUCUCGGCCUCGCCCAAGAGACAGGCAACUCAUUCAGGAUCGAAUCAAGGAACUUCGAGAACUUGUGCCUAAUGGAUCAAAGUGCAGUAUUGAUUCUUUGCUAGAACGCACGAUCAAGCACAUGCUCUUUCUGCAGAAUGUUACUAAGCAUGCUGACAAGCUCAGUAAAAGUGCCAAUGCAAAGAUGCAACAAAAGGAAACUGGCGGGCAAGGUUCAACCUGCGCAGUGGAGGUUGGAGGCCAUCUGCAAGUGUGCUCUAUAAUCGUGGAGAAUCUGAACAAGCAUGGGAUGGUGCUUAUCGAGAUGUUAUGUGAAGAGUGUAGCCAUUUUCUUGAGAUAUCAAACGUGAUCAGGAGCUUGGAUCUUACCAUUUUGAGAGGCGUCACCGAGGCUCAGGGAGAUAAAACAUGGAUAUGCUUUGUAGUUGAGAGUCAAAGCAACAAAGUGAUGCAGAGAAUGGACAUUUUGUGGUCUUUGGUUCAAAUAUUUCAGCCAAAGGCCAAUGGCAAGCCGUAGUUGGUUACUUGGUUCGGAAAGGCUUUGGGUUUUUAGGUAUAAAAUUUAGCUCUCAGUGUGCAUUUUGGAGCUUUAGUGUGUUUCUGAUUGCAUGUUGUUUGCUUUGGAGUUUGGAUCCUUUUGAAUUACACAGUAAAAUAUUAUUAUAUAUAUAUAUAAAUCAAAUCCCCUUAAUGUUGUAUUCUUAUUUCCUUAUUAACUUGAAACUUUUUUUU
Molecule: messenger RNA, 2924 nt
Organism: Brassica napus (rape)
Lineage: Eukaryota; Viridiplantae; Streptophyta; Magnoliopsida; Brassicales; Brassicaceae
Product: transcription factor bHLH155
Exons: 11
Coding region: 880-2709 (609 amino acids)
Biological process (GO): regulation of DNA-templated transcription
Molecular function (GO): DNA-binding transcription factor activity; protein dimerization activity
Source: RefSeq, a predicted model, not a curated record